Molecule: messenger RNA, 2900 nt
Organism: Mirounga angustirostris (Northern elephant seal)
Lineage: Eukaryota; Metazoa; Chordata; Mammalia; Carnivora; Phocidae
Gene: ELP5
Product: elongator acetyltransferase complex subunit 5
Exons: 8
Coding region: 131-1030 (299 amino acids)
Biological process (GO): tRNA wobble uridine modification
Cellular component (GO): elongator holoenzyme complex; nucleus; cytosol
Molecular function (GO): tRNA binding
Source: RefSeq, a predicted model, not a curated record
UUCCGGGCUAGAGCGGGUCUCAGCGGUGGGAGGAUUCGUGGGUGCCCCGCCCCUUUCCCUCGGAGGGGGCGGGGCGGCGGCCCGUGACGCCAUCAGCGGGCGCCGGAGGAGGGGCCGUCGCGGAUUAGAGAUGGAGUCGCUGCUGGCUCUGGGCGGCCUGGUGCUGCUGCGGGACUCCGUGCAGUGGGAGGGGCGCAGUCUCUUGAAGGCGCUCAUCAAGAAGGCUGCGCUGUGUGGGGAGCGGGUCCACAUCCUGGGCUGCGAGGUGAGCGAGGACGAGUUCCGUGAAGGUUUCGACUCCAGUGUCAACAGCCGGCUGAUUUACCAUGACCUCUUCAGAGAUCCUCUCAGCUGGUCACAGACUGGGGAAGCCCUUCCAGGGGGACCCCUGGGAGCCUUGCAAGCCAUGUGCAGGAGGACAGAUCCUGGUCCUUUCACCAUCGCUCUCGAUUCACUGAGCUGGCUGCUGCUGCACCUUCCCUGUACUGCCCUCUGCCAGGCGCUCUGUGCCUUGAGCCAUCAACACUCCCGCCCUGGUGGCAGCUGCCUGGCCGAGCCUGUGCGAGUGCUAGGCCUGCUGCAUGAAGAGCUCCAUGGCCCAGGCCCCCUGGGAGCCCUGAGCAGCCUGGCCCAGACCGAAGUGACCCUGAGCGGGGCAAUGGGCCAGGCUUCGGCCCACAUCCUCUCUCGGAGGCCCCGACAGCGCCCAGCCCAUCAGACUCAGUGGUUUUCCAUCCUGCCCGACUUCAGCCUGGAUCUCCAGGGGGGACCCCCGCUAGAGUCCCAGCCCCACCCAGAUCCUCACACCCCCCCGGUGGACCCCACAGCUCAUGUGACCUUUAACCUUCACCUGUCCAAGAAAGAGAGAGAAGCCAAAGACAGCCUGACGCUGCCCUUCCAGUUCAGCUCUGAAAAACAGCAGGCUCUACUGCGUCCUGGGCCUGGCCAGGCCACCAGCCACAUCUUCUAUGAGCCAGAUGCAUAUGAUGACCUGGACCAAGACGACCCAGAUGAUGACCUGGAUGUUUGACUGGCCUGGAAUUGGAAGGGAGGAGAAAGACCUUGGACCCAUAACCAUCCUCCCAUUGUUUGCAUUGGCCUUGCCCUGUCCCUGCCCCCACCUUUGUUCUCGGGUCUGCAGAGGCCCUGCCCCAAGACCUCUGAGUCAGAGUAGCUUCCCAUCUGGACAGAAUGUGGGAAAGGGUCAUUAGGGCAAGGUGCCUAAUAAAGUCUUUACUUUUCUACGGAAAGGAACUGGGGUAGCUAAGCAAGAGUUGGCAGCAGAAGGGACUGAAGAAGGGGAAGAGGUAGGGAAACCAGGCACUUGAGUCUGUUAAGAGUCAGUGGUCAGAGUUGGGGCCUGAAUGACAAGGAAUGGUGGCACAGGGGGAGCCUUGCACACCAUUGGUGCUCAAUACAUGCUCUGUUUCAAGCCGAAGCAGGUGCAUUUAAAGGUUCCAGGUUCCCUGCAGGGAUUUGGGUUGGAACAAAGCAAAGGCCCUGAAGGGGAAAAAAAGAAGCCUACUUUUUUCCAAAACAUACUUUUUUAUUACUGUACAAAAAGCACAUCCAAUCCCCCUCUUUUGUCUCCCUCACCCCUCCUCCCCUCCCCCCACCCCCACCCCCACCCCGGGGGAACUGUACAUGGUACACCUGGCUGGGGUGACGAGGCUUCUGCCCCACAGCCCGCCCACCGGCUAAGAUCUGCCCCAGGUCAUUUCAGGUACCUAACCACACCAGAGGCUGCCAGGCUGGGGCAGGGGGGUCCCAGCUCACACAUACUCCUUGGCAGAGUUGGGCUUAGGGUAGGAGCGGGGUGCACGGUACCCGGUUUUGCCCUCACUCCCAGGACAGGAGCAAGAGAGCAGGGCACCUCCCAGGAUGACCAGAGCAGACCCUGCCCAGCCAACGAAGAUGGCAGGACCAAACUCGUACCUAUGGGGAGAGAGGGUUGGGGUCAGAAACCCUGCCGUUCCUGACGCCAGGAAUCCAGACCUGGCGUCCCCUUAGGAGGCAGGGCUCCCGUACUUACUUAAGAUUCAUGGGGACCAGUGCGCUAUAAAAGUCUGUGACAAUCUGGUGGCCGUACCAGGAACAAGCUACCAAGGCAGCAAGACCUGGAGACAGGAUGGUUAAGAUGUAUUAGGAGACCCCCAAACCAGCACCUUGCACACCUUCACUCCCAGACGCAGGGGGAGGGCUCACCUGACACGAUGAAAAUGAAGCCUCCGGUCAUGGCUAUCCGGGCCUUCUUCACCUUGUCGUCGCCCCCGCAGUUUGUGCACUUCAUGCCCGUGGUGGCCACGAACAUGGCCAGGAAGCCCAGCACCAGGGAUACCACCAUCAGGGCUCGGGUGGCCUGCAGGGCCGCUGCGGGGAAGGGGGAAGGACGCCCUCAUUGCUGGACGUGCGGACGGCUCCGGCCUUCGAGUCGCCGUCGGCCGCUGGCCCGGGGCCCCUUGGGCGCCCAAGUCCCGGCCGCAGCGGGUGGAUCCCGCCCCUCCCGGCUCCGCGGCCUUCCCGCCCCGCCCUCUCUCGGCCCUGAGACCCGCCCGGGGCGCAAGGGUUUCGAUGAAACUGCCCGGGGGAGGAGGGUAAGGGGGCCGGAGUGCCCGCGCUGGGCCGCACGGCCCGGCCCACGGCCCAGCGCUGACCCCGCUAUCGUGGCCACCGGGUUUGUGGCUUCGGCUAAUCGGCCGAUAAGAUUACAGGCCGCAGGGGCGCCUGGGUGGCUCAGUUGGUUAGGCGACUGCCUUGGGCUCAGGUCGUGAUCCUGGAGUCCCGGGAUCGAGUCCCGCAUCGGGCUCCCUGCUCGGCGGGGAGUCUGCUUCUCCCUCUGACCCUCCCCACUCUCAUGCUCUCUCUCAAAUAAAUAAAUAAAAUCUUAAAAAAAAAAAAAA